CUGUACACCGUGUACGAGACCCUCGUCUCUUCCUCCUCCUCAUUUGGUCUUUGUUCUCGGCGACGGCGAGGAGAAAAUCAGUUACAUCUACGACUUCGGUUCCGGAGGCCGGAGGUAACCCAGGCCUUCCAAGGGGGAAAAGAGCAGAGCAGCCUCUUUUUUCCAGCGCUUGCAUUACUAUUCACUACCAGUUCUCGUCUCGAUUCUUGUCUCCUCGCCAUCGAUUUUCUCCGGGAUGUCCGCAUGAACGAUUCCUCUCCGACGAUCCUGUUUCUCGAGUAGCGCUUCCCCAUCCUUGGAUAGCUUCAAACUUCCACUACGGCGUUGAGUCUGUGAUCUGACUCGGCCUCAGUGUGUGGGUUGCUGAGUUAUGAUCUCAGCAUUUAUUCGGAUUCGUUUUAGUUUUCCGCCACAACUUCUAGUUAAGUCGAUUUAUAUGUUUGCAUCCUGUGGACAGGCUGAGGCCUCAUUUUAGUACUUGUCUUGUGGUGAUUUCCCCCUUGUUCCGCUAGGGUUUUAUAUGUUGAAAUCAAAUUUUUUUUUGGCAUUAUAUUCUUUGUUGUUGAUGCCACACGUGUUGAUUGAAAAUCUUGUUAUUCACAUUAGCAUUGGAAUUCACAUUAGCAUUUCUAUUAUUCUAACAUCUUCUCCAAACUCGGCGAUUGAUUUGAAAUCGCUGUUAAUAUAUACAUCAAAAUCAGUAGAUAUUUCAUCCCAAAAUAGAUUUACAGGCAACACAAAUGAUACCUUUUCAUCACAAACACACAACUCAGAAAUUUAAACCACUUAAUACUCCUGUUUAGUAAGCAAUAAAAUUAUGAUGAGAAAGCAACCAUAGUCCACAAGGGUGAAAGUUCAGGCUUUCAGACUACUGGUGAUAAUUUAUUGUUGGUCUCUUAAGCUUCUCUAUUUUUGGGGAUUAGAUAUAUACAAUACAAAAUUUCGAUCACUAUUUCCUUUUGUUUCUAUGCUAGCUUGCAGCUUCAAGCCGUCCAGGCCAAAAUGGGUUCAGCUGAGGAUGAGUACACCCCACUGUCUCAGUUAGAAUAUGGAUUGGACAAAUGUAAAGUGCAGGUGCGCAUCUCACGGCUGUGGGAGUCCUUCAAUCCAAAAAAUAACACUUUAUUCGGCCUUGACUGCCUUCUGAUCGACGAUCAGGGUAAAACUAUGCAGGCGCGUGUAGAUCCCUACGAUAUAGAGUUGUUUGAACAUAGGCUAGUUGAAGGCAAGGUCUAUGCCUUGUCAGAUUUUCACGUUGAUGUGCAGAGGGACUACUAUAUGUCAUGUAGCAACGAGUGGACUAUGUAUUAGGAGGCAGACUGUGGUCACUGAGAUAGAAGGAGAUAUUGAUUCAAUACCCCUCCACAGCUUUGAGUUUGUUAAUUUUAAGGAUCUCCGUUCUAGGUGUGGCAACAAUAGCUUAUUGACAGAUGUUCUGGGACACGUAGUAGAUGUUCGGGAGAUAGAGGGGGUCAAAAAAAGAUCCCGCCUUUUAGAAAUCUGUAAUGCAAGCAUUCGGGAUUUGAGAGGAAAGGUAGUGGGUGUCACACUGUAUCGAGAUAUUGCUUCUGGGUUUUUUGAGGAUAUGCUUGAGAAAGGCCAAGGUGCCUCAGUUGUUGCUGUCUUUACAGGGAUGGCUGUUGAUUCUUCAUCAUCAGAGUACUACCUUGAUUUGGAAAUACCAGAGGUGCAAGAAUUCCGUGCGAAUUUGCUCAUUCAGCAUGGAAACCCUGUUCCAGAAAAAACUCCAGCUCAGAAGUUGGCCGAGAGUUGGCGAACAAUCGAACAGCUAAAAAGCCUUGAUCCAGAAGAGUACGAUGAGGAUACCAUGUUUUUGUGCAGAGUCUCCCUGAUAGACAUAGAUUGCAGCAGUGGCUGGUGCUAUCUUGGAUGCGACACCUGCCAAAAGUCGAUGUACGGGGCCCCAAGGAAAUAUAAGUGCGGUCGAUGUACGGGGCCCCAAGGAAAUAUAAGUGCGGCCGAUGUGGCCCGAUCAAGAGGCCAAUUCAAUGGUACAAGCUGAAGGCAACGGUGCAGGAUGCCACGGGCACAAUGGACCUGAUGAUCUUCUGUGAGGUGGCGGAGGAGCUGGUUGGUGUCUCCGCGGAGGAGCUCGUCGAUAAGAUCAAGGACGAUGAUGAGUGGUACACCCUGCCGGACGAAAUCGAGGAUCUUCUUGGCUCGACGCACACCUUCGAGGUUUUCGACAAGUACGUGGAUGGGAGCUUCGCGGUGAGCUCGAUCAUGGACGAUGCCAGCGUCCCGGCCCCGCUGCUACUACUAGUCAACGCAAGGAGGAGAAGGCUGGGCCUGAGGGGAGCGCUGCCAUGGCAAGGGUGAAGUCCACUCGAGUCCCGAAGCCUAACAAGCGCCUGCGAGGGGACGACUGGAUCAACUGAGGAUUCUUGGACUAGUUUUAGUGUGUCUAGGCUAAUGCAUCUGCAAGGACUAGGCAAUGGGUCUUUAUGUUCUCUUUCUUUUAACAUCGGAACAACUGAUGUGACUCGAUCUAGUGUUAGUGCUGGGUAAACAGACCAGGACCGGUUUGAACCAACCCUUUUGAAAAUUGUCUUCCUUAUUAUCAUGGUUGAUGGAAAAUGGGCUUCACCUAGUUUGGUGAGCAGACCCUAAACCUCUGCUUCGAUGCUAAAUUGAGAGAACUGUAUAACGCUUGCCAUG
Triticum aestivum (bread wheat) is the source of this 2679-nucleotide messenger RNA. RefSeq lists its product as uncharacterized. The transcript is spliced from 8 exons. Bases 1235 to 2023 code for a protein of 262 amino acids. The record is from RefSeq and is a predicted model, not a curated record. Lineage: Eukaryota; Viridiplantae; Streptophyta; Magnoliopsida; Poales; Poaceae.